Harpia harpyja (harpy eagle) is the source of this 10195-nucleotide messenger RNA. RefSeq names its product protein fem-1 homolog C-like. NCBI's taxonomy places the organism in Eukaryota, Metazoa, Chordata, Aves, Accipitriformes, Accipitridae. The transcript is spliced from 3 exons. Bases 293 to 2146 code for a protein of 617 amino acids. Gene Ontology annotation, molecular function: protein binding. The record is from RefSeq and is a predicted model, not a curated record.
GUCGCUGUGGGAACUGGUUUGUUAUGGAGCAGCUGGACGGAGGGUGGAAGGUGGUGGGUGCUUCCGCGUGAGGGUGGCUUCGGCGGGAGAGAGCCGGUGGCGUCCUGGGAAGAGUUAUCAAGUGCAGCCUGUGCUUUGUCAGGACCUCGUUCAGAGUCUCCGUGUUGUCCCAUCUGCCUGAUCUGAGAAAAAGUUGGGGAUGCUCUGUUUGGGCUGUGUGUUUCUAAUAAGCUUUUGUUUGUGACUGAAAAAGGCAGGUGUGUAUCCUUCAGGAAACAGAGGUACAGACUAAAUGGAUCUAAAGACAGCAGUGUUCAAUGCAGCUCGUGAUGGCAAGCUGCGGCUCCUUUCCAAGUUACUGGCAAGCAAAACCAGAGAAGAGGUGGCCUUACUAAUGUCAGAAAAAACCAAUGGUGCCACACCACUUUUGAUGGCAGCCCGUUAUGGGCACGUUGACUUGGUGGAAUACUUGUUGGACUAUUGCUCUGCUUCUAUAGAAAUUGGUGGUUCGGUUAAUUUUGAUGGUGAGACCAUUGAGGGAGCUCCGCCAUUAUGGGCAGCAUCAGCUGCUGGCCACUUGAAGGUGGUUCAGUGUCUGUUAGAUCAUGGUGCAUCUGUUAACAACACAACUCUAACAAAUUCAACUCCGCUUAGAGCUGCCUGUUUUGAUGGUCACCUGGAAAUAGUAAAAUAUCUUGUGGAGCACAAAGCAGACUUGGAAGUAUCAAACCGUCAUGGGCAUACAUGCUUGAUGAUCUCUUGUUACAAAGGCCACAAAGAAAUUGCUCAGUAUUUACUUGAAAAAGGAGCUGAUGUUAACAGAAAAAGUGUUAAAGGAAAUACUGCAUUACAUGACUGUGCAGAAUCUGGAAGUUUAGAGAUCAUGAAGAUGCUUCUCAAGUAUUGUGCUAAGAUGGAAAAGGAUGGCUAUGGAAUGACUCCCCUUCUGUCAGCCAGUGUGACAGGCCACACAAAUAUUGUGGACUUUCUGACCCAACAUGAACAGACCAGUAAGAUAGAAUGUAUAAAUGCUCUGGAACUUCUAGGAGCAACAUUUGUGGACAAAAAGAGAGAUCUGCUUGGUGCUUUGAAAUACUGGAAGCAAGCUAUGGAAAUGAGAUACAGUGAUAGGACUAGUAUCCUGAACAAACCUGUGUCACAAACACUAAUUAUGGCCUAUGAUUAUGCUAAAGAGGUAAACAGCUCAGAAGAGCUAGAAAAUCUUAUUGCAGAUCCUGAUGAGAUGAGAAUGCAAGCACUAUUAAUUAGAGAACGUAUUCUUGGUCCUUCUCACCCAGAUACAUCCUACUAUAUUAGAUAUAGAGGUGCUGUCUGUGCAGACUCUGGAAACUUUAAGCGAUGCAUCAACUUAUGGAAAUAUGCUUUGGACAUGCAGCAGAGCAAUCUAGAUCCGCUGAGCCCUAUGACAGCCAGCAGUUUACUAUCAUUUGCUGAACUCUUCUCCUUCAUGCUGCAGGACAGGGCAAAAGGCCUGCUAGGCACUACUGUUACAUUUGAUGAUCUCAUGGGUAUACUGUGCAAAAGUGUUCUUGAAAUAGAGCGGGCCAUGAAACAAAUCCAGUGCCCUCCUGAUCCAAUACAGCUGAACAAAGCCCUUUCAAUCAUUUUGCAUUUAAUUUGCUUGAUGGAAAAAGUACCUUGCAGCUCAGAACAGGAGCAUUUUAAGAAACAGACUAUUUACAAGUUUCUUAAGCUUCAGCCUAGAGGGAAGAAUAACUUCAGUCCGCUUCACCUUGCUGUUGACAAGAAUACUACAUGUGUGGGUCGCUACCCAAUUUGUAAAUUCCCCUCUCUACAAGUUACUGCUAUCCUGGUGGAAUGUGGUGCUAAUAUAAAUGUCAGAGACUCUGAUAACAAUAGUCCUUUACAUAUUGCUGCACUGAACAACCAUCCAGGCAUAAUGAAUUUUCUUAUCAAGUCAGGUUCACACUUUGAUGCCACAAACUCGCAUAAACAAACUGCUAGUGAUUUGCUGGAUGAAAAGAAAAUAGCAAAAAACUUAAUCCAGCCUAUAAAUCAUACUACGUUGCAGUGUCUUGCUGCUCGUGUUAUAGUGAAUCAUAACAUAUGCUAUGCAGGGCACAUUCCUGAAAAACUAGAGAAAUUUGUUUUGCUCCAUAGAUAAUAGUGUGCAGUCCCAGAGUGCUGCUGUUGAAGCAUGACUUGGUGACAAUGUUUUUUUAUUGAGCACUAUUGUGAUAUACCAGUAUUCCCUUAGUUUGCUCUAUCUUGCUCUCAUUGGCUAAAAUGUUGUUAGCAUCGCAUCUGCAGAGUUGGUUAACCAAUAUUUGAAUAUGUCAUAUUAUUAUAUUUUGUGGAUUAUUUAAAAAUGCAGUGCUGUAUUUAGACUCUUAAAAUUGUUUGCCAAAGGCUUGUCUAUCCUGGUCUUAUUUGCCUGUUGGGUGUUUAGGACUGAGUUGAAUAUUUUCCACUGAUGUCUUUUUACUACAACUGUGUGGAUUUUAUAUGGUUGGAGGGUCAUCUUUCUUUGGUUUUGCUUGAGUAUUUCUACUCCUAUUCUUUUUCUAUGGACUUGUUAAACUGUGCGAGUUGUAUAGACUUGUUAACAUUUGCAACUACCAUAAGUGCUUUUUAUCUUCUCUAUGCACUGACUUAAAUGUGACUGUUGUGUGUGAACAUAUUUCUAUGCAGCAGUUGGCCAAUUUCAACUUAAAUGCCCAUUUUGAUUUGCAGUUUUGUUUGGAGCUCUUUUUGAGAAUGCUGCCUUCAUAGCAUGACAAAUUUUGGAGCUACAUAUCACCUUUCUGAACUGGGGUUUAACUUUUUUAUUCUAGCUGUAACUGAGGGUUGCUUUCCUCUUGAUCCUUUGGAAAUCUGUGCUAAAUUUGGGAGAAGAAAAUCUCUCUUGUUCUCAUGGUAAUCUACUUGAAUUUUUAAUCUGAUAAUCGUUCUCACAUCAUGCAGUUGGGGGAAGAGUCCUCAUCAUAUACAACUGACAGCUUUCCUUUUGCACUAAUGUCUUGCUUGUGUUGGUUACGUGACUAGAUGUAAAGUUUGUUUAAAGUUGAACCUCAAACUCAAUGAUACACUCUAAUGAGAAAUAGAUGAAAUGCAUGCUAUAGUUUCAAUUUACAAAUCAACUUCUUUAGCUACAAAAGAAACUAAAGCAUGUUGGUGGUGCGAUGCUUAUCAGUCCAGAAAUAUAGGCAUCAUCAAUAUCAUUAUAACAUAGUAAAUGGCUGUAUGCCAGAGUAAUAGAAAUUCUAUAGCAGUGUCUUCUCUUCUUUGUUUUAAAUAUCUUUAUAAAUGCAUGUUUUUUCCAUCUCUCUUAUCUGUCAGCUGUACUUAAAGAAAAAGCAGUUCUGUUGUGUAUAUAUAGCUUCUAAUUAAACGUAACUAUUUUUAUAAUAUUUGCAUAAUAGCUUAACUUUUACAACAGAAAGGGCUCUUUUGACUUGAUAAGAAAUCUAUAAAAGAAUUUAAUAAAGGAGAGUGAGAUUCAGGUAUUUAAUAUAAUUCAACACUUUACUGUUGAUUAAUAGUAGAAUUUAUUAUGGCAUAUUAGCCCUGCAGAUGUCUAAGUGAAAUUAAUUUGUGUUGAGUAGAAUAUAGUUUAGUAUUCUAGCAUAUUAGAUAUUGUUGACUUGAUGUUUCAUUUCAGUGAUGGGCAGUAAAUGUGUUUCUUGCCAAGUUGAUUUAGGCUUUUGUUGGUGAUAGAGAUAUUUAAAAGCCAAAUUAAGUCAAGGAAAAAAAUUAUUUAGGAGGGGUUUUUUAAAUUUGAUGUUGGAGUAUUUUUCUUCUGUGAACUAAGGUGAUGAAGAAUGUCUUGAGAGUAUAAAAGAGUGUAUAUAUUAAAAAAAAAAAAUAAUCCUUACUUUUUGGCUGUUUCAGGUUUUCUCUUAGUGUACAGCGUGGAGCCAACAAGCUUAGCCAUUCUUGGGGAAAAUAUUGGGAUGCUUUUAAACAAAGAGAUAUUGAAAGUAGUGCUGUUUGUAUACUGCCACUUUCAAACUCUUAUUUUGAAAUAACUUUCACCUGUUUAUCCCAUGGCAUACCUAUAUUGUAUGAAAAUCUGAGCAUAAGGAAAUCCUAUUUGUUUCUCUUGCAAAUGUGCAGCAGUAAACUUCUAUUACGUUGGCUGAUUUUUUUUUUUCUGAUUUGUAAUGAUUAAACUACAUGCCACCCAAGUUGUCAGUUGUGAGAACAAGUAGUUUGAUUUUGUAUUUCUUAUUUUUUAUAUGCUUCUCUACUACUCUGUAAGUUCGUGUACUCAAAUCAUACCACGCUAGAAACGGUCCACAUUAUACUUCAAGCCAUAAAAAGCAUUAUACUUCAAGUAAUAAAAAAGUCAUCUUUCUAUAGGUCACAGAGAAAGGGAUUUUUAGAUUACUGUUUUAUACUCUGGAAUCUGUACUGCUCUUUAGUGUUUGCGAUUUGAAUUUGUCUUUAUAACUGUAUAAUAUCCUGUUUAAAGUUAGUUACUUAGAGAUUAUUAGUCCAGAAAUAGAACUAAAAAAUUAUGGUAGUGUGUGCUGCUAUUGUUAGCAAAGUUUUGAAUGGAAAACACCCCAGAAUAGAAAGCAUAUCACUAUCUAAUAUGUGUAAAUCCAGUGAAAAUUGCCAGGCCUUACAGGGCUUAUUGUUAGCUACUUAGGUUUUGGGGUUUUCUAUUUGUUUUUAAUUUAUGAAGUACUGAUUUACUGUAUGUAAUUCUGUCUAAAUAUCUGCCAAUACACAUCAAUCCUAAAGAUUAUCACCUACAUUCAGAAUUUAAUUUUGCAAGGUCAUGAGGCUAUCUGCUGAAUUCUUAACUGUGAUGUCAGAUAUUCAAGCUUAGGUGACCAGAUGGAUAAGUUAAUGCAUUUAAUUCCACUUUCUAUUUAACCCUGUAUGUGUAUGUUACCCCCAUUUAAUUUUUGCUUCAUUUUAAAAGAAAUCGGUACAGAGCGUAUGUUGGGUAAUGUUACGGAUUAGUUAAGGAUUUGCUGAUUGGGAAGGAGGGUAAGGACAGUAGGCCCUGUCUGAGAUGUCUGUGCCACUAUGGCCAGUGCUAAUGGGUAGUAGCAGUUUUGCCCCCUCAGCCCCUAAUUCAAACCAGGAAUGUCUCCACUUAAGUAUAGAUACUAACUUUCUGGACUAGUUGUUUUUGUUUGUUUGGUUGGUUUUUUUGGUUGGUUGGUUUUUGUUUGUGUGGUGUGUUUUGGGUUUUUUUUUUUGUUGUUUUGUUUUAAUUCUUAGUCUUAUUACCCAUUCAGAGAUAGGAAUAAGAUUAUUUUAGUGAAACAUGUUGAUACUAAAUGCAGUAGUGUUGCUAGCUGAACACAAACUAUAGUAAGGACAAGGAACUGAAGAGCAUUCAGAACACAGAACUGUUAUCCUUUUUUGUCAUAUUAUUAACUCAUUCUUUUUCUGUUCUUAUCUUCCCAUUUGUUUUUUUCUGAUUAAAAGUGCUUUUUCAGAGCUGCCAACCCAUAAACAUAUCGAGAACAUUGAGGAAAAAAUUGUAUGCCCUGUGGGGGUGAAAUAGAUUUAAAAAUUGAUUAAAUAAUUUGCAGGUAUGUACUUUUAAAGACAAGGAUACUGAUACCCCCUUGCUUGUUGAGACCUCUGAAGUUGGAUUUUUUUUUUUUUUUUUUUUAAUAAAUACUCAAAGCACUCUUCUUUCUAAUCUUCUUUGGCUUCCACUGAAAAUAUUUCAGCCAGGAAGAUGAAAAGUAUUGUGGUUUAAAAAAAAAAAAAGCUGUUCUUGCCAAAUUCUAAAAUUAGAUUCCUAUUUUUAUAUCACUUAUGUCAGUAAUGAGAUUCCAGCUGUCUGUGGUGUCUCUGAGGUUCUGAUUGUUAAGCACACGGUAUAAAGGCACUUUUUAAAAUGCAAGGCAACAGCAUGGUUAUUUUUUCCAUGUAUACUCUGCAACAGUCCUUAGAUAGGAGGUAUUUUUAUAUAUUACCUAAAUACCAAAAGUUCUCUUUUAAUAACUGUUUUGAAACUGGUUGAAAUUACUCAUUCCGCUUUUAUAAAACACUAUCUUAUAGAAGGAAUGGAAUGCCAUAGCAAAAUUCUUACUAAAGGGUUAAAAAAAGGAUAAAAACCUUAAUAGGAAAGACGAUGUGCCACCUCAGUUUUGCAUCAACUGCAAGUUAAUAGUGUCAGGAUAUGACUACUCUGGAAAUAGCUUCCUCAUGCUUUGAAUUAGAGUGGAAUGCCUGCUAUACUCUAAAAUAUUGACAAAUACGAGUACAAAGACUUAACACUAAGUUCUGUGACUACAAUGAAAUGGUAUUUAAUGCUUCAAAGUAACUUUGAGGAAUAUGAUGGAGACAUACUAGACUUAAAUAUAGUUUGUUUUACAUUGUUCAAAUCUUUGCUUUGGGUGUGAAAGUAAAUGUUGAACCCUCAGUGAGCAGAAUGAAAAGUUAUUGUUCAUUUGGUUUUAACUAACUCUGUGUUCCAUUCUAUCACAAAGACUUCCUGUGCAGGGAAAUUCCAUGUAAUUGAAAUAUUUCAAUUAUAAAUUCAAAAUACUGCAUUUUCUUUUUUUAAUUUAGCUUCAAUGAUAAUGUAAAAAAAGGAAUAAGAAAUAUAUUUCUUUGCUCUUACUCUCUUUAGGCUCUAAAUGCAGAUUGCAUUAAAAAUAUGUUUUGGAUAACACCUGUCUGAGUCGAUAUAUUUGUUUUCUUUAGGGUUACUGUAAUACUGGUUGCUAAACCUCUUUUUCAGUUGAGUAUGAAUAGUUAAAUGUGAAUGCUGCAGCUUUAGACUUUGAUCUUCUUGUUGUUAAUUAUUAUACCUUAAAUAGACUAUCAUGUUUCAUUCUCUUACUAUCAAAUGAUGGUCCAGCCAAACCUUUGAAUUCUGGUGAUGGGCAGUAGUAAGGAAAAGGCUUAAACUGGAGGAUACAGGAGACACUUUCACAGUUUUUCUAGAAAAUGCAGUUGAUUAUGCUAUUAACUCCGUUAAAACAUAGUAGUGUUUGUUUAUAGCAUAAACAAAAGUAACUAGCAAGAUCUUGUAAUAAAUAAGCAACAGACAAUUUUCCAAGGAAGUUGGACAAAUUAAAUUUUUUGUAUAGCUUUUGAAGUCUCUUCCCUAUUGCUUCCAUAAUUUAAAAAGAGAAAAAAAAAUACUCCAAGGAUGAGAGAAUUAUGGCAAGAUCCUUAUUAAAGAGGUCUUCAGAAGUCUUCCGUUCUAAACGUUACCAUCAGAAUUUUGAGAUCUUUAUAGUUAUGCACAGUAGUCAUACUUAAAAGGCAGUGUACACUUUAUUUCAGAGUUUAUUUAGAUUUAUUCUUAAUUGGUAACAAACAGCAUCAAGAAGAUGAGGCACUGUGUGAGGAUAAUUGGUCCAGAGCUUUCACAGUAAGAUAAUUGUUACAUAGAUGACUUAAUGAAUCAAGUACAGAUUCUCUUAAUUAGGAAACAAAGAACUUGAAUCACAUCAUUAUUCAUCUCUCUGCAGUUGCAGAUGAUGAUAAAUGUUCAGUCCAGAAGUGUCUGCUGGCUAUCUAAACUAUGCCUAUGCAAAAUCUGUCAUCUCUGUCCAUGCCUGGGAUUAAUUUUCUAACUCUCUCUGAUUAUCUUUGUGCAGAAGUGUUUCUCCAGCUGUGAUGACUUGCCUUCACCCCCACUGAACUCAGCUGUCCACUCUGCCUCUUCCAUCUGCCCUUGUGUUGCACUGCUAGUUGGAAUCAGCUGCCAAACAAGUCAGCCCCUUUCUGCCAGUGAUGUGCAGUUCUUUGUGAAAGUCUGGUGCAGAGGAUGAGGAAUGGUGGCUAUUCAAACAUACAUAAAAACCUACGAGUUCAAAUUUCCCCCCACCUCUGAUGACCCUUUUCUAGCCAUUCCAUUGUUGUUUCACAUUGUGUUCUCUGUCUCUUUACUGUUCCCAAUUGCUCCCAGGUGUUUCCUGUUUCCUAAUCUUCCUCUGCCACAGCUGUGGCUGACUCAAAGCCCAUAUUGAAAUGGGAAGCACUUGGGAAGAUUUGGCCCUUACCAUGCCUUAAGCAGUUUGUGCUAUUUCUAAAUGGUAUUAGGAAAUAAGAGGAUUAGAAGAAAUGCAGGGUUCAGCUUGCUUGCCUAUUAUUCAUCUGUCUGGUUCUUUAAACAAGGUAAGGAUGCUUACAUUGUUGCUUAGUCUCCUCGUUAGUGUGAAAUUUAGGCUUUCCUAUUCACUCUGCACAAUGUAUUUUGUCUUAGGUGAGGUUGUGGAUGAGUACUAUGCAAUUGUUGGUGGUGUAAGCUGUUAUAAGUCUAAGCAAAUCUCAUCAUAGAAUCAGUAACACUAGAUUUCCUCCCAUGCAGAAGGUACUUAAAAGCUUUGCAUUUGUUUAAGCACCUUUUCAUAUGCUUUGGUUCUUUCAAAUGUGCUGAUUUUGCAGUUUGUGGCUUCUGAAAAAUCUGCCUUUAAUGUGUCACUUCCCCAGUGUCUUCCCAAGUUCCACUAGUUUAUCCAUCAGGUUGCUGUUUCAUGCUGCUGCUAGAAGGCCCCUUCCUUCCCCUGUACAUAGCAGCCAUCACCCUCCUGCAUGCUUUGAUCUUUCCAUCAGUGGUAUCAAUAAGGGCAGGGGGCAGUGAACGUGGUGAGCAAGCUAUAUAGAAUGCAAUAGGUGCUCCUGUUCUCCAGAAGUGAGCAGCAGUGUGUUGAUCUAGGCAGCUGCCUGCUUUGAGUUGGGCUAUGAUCGGGAGCUAGGAUGAGUACCAGUCUAGGUGUCUGAAUGUACUGUUCUAAUCAUAAAUGGUACAGAGACAAGCUGCUGGGGUGCUACUCUUUCUUAAUAACUCCUUGAACCCUGCUCCAUUUAGUCUUCAACAGUGUGAUGUUUUUCUAUGAUGGCAGAAAAUAGCCAGGAAGAAAAGUUCUCAGUGAUGAAAGAAGGGCAUGCUGCUACUGCAAAACCAGGAUCACUUACAAGGCAAUAGUAAAUUUUAUUUGGGGGGGUGAUGGUGGUGGUGGCGAGAUGUUAGAAGAAUGCUCAGUGGGAAAAUGAACUGUCCUUACUAUAUCGGUGGCAAAAAGCAGUGCAAGGCAACUACUAUAGAUAAAGCAUCAAUGUCUGUACUCACAUAUCAUAAAGUCCCAGGUUGGAAAAGAAAUCUGAAAUAACACUUCAGUAAUGUUAGCAAACUUCAACCCCAGGAAAAGAAACAAAAGUAGAGAUGGUAGCUUUGUCUCUUCCUAGUAGUUAAGAACUUAUGUAUAGUCAUUGAAGCAUUCUCUGGCAUGGUGCUAAAAAUUUCUGUGAUCUCCUCCUGUGCUUGAUGUGAAUUCACUGAAGUGUCUUCUAUAAAAGGCCUCUCAGUACGAACUUUGUAUCUUAUAGACAGAGUUAAUCUGCACUGUCCACUCUUCAGCAAUCUACUCAGAUAAAAGAGAACUCCUGAAGUGAGGAAAUACUCCAGCAGGGACAGAAACAAACAAAAAAUGUUCUAGGCAUUGUGCAACAAUUUCAGAAAAGUUGAUGCUGAAUAAAUUCUUGUUCAAGAAAGUAACUUCAGAAACGGGGAAGGAAUGCACAUCCUUAACUUGGGAAUUCUUUCUUGACAACUGAAACAACCCCUUUCCUUUAUCUAUAAAAAAUUGAAUGAAGACCUCAAGAAGAAAAGGUCAAGUGAUAUUGUUCACAUCUUUCUUUAUUAUUAUAUGUUCUUUGAAAGAUGGCUGAUGAUGCAUCUUCCAAUAAAGGAUUUCUUAGCUCACAGUGAGAGGCAAUUCAGUAAUUGUUCAGAUGGUUGAGUUCUGAGAAUGUUGCUGUUACUAUUCAAACUGAGGAAGUUAGCUGCUUUUGGAUGGAGGUGGGUAUUUUAUUAAUCAAGGAUAGAAAAAAAACAACCAAACAAACAAAAAACUCCCACCAAACUUAAGAAACAAAAACCUUCCUAUAAUUUGUAGUCUUUGUCUCCUGCCCAAGCACUUAAACACUGCAGACUACUGAAAGGUAUCCUCUUGGACUUAGCUAAAAUUGAACACAUGUUGGGUACCAAACAACAACUUAAGAAGCUUAAGCUAUUCCAGUGCAGUUAACAAGGCAGAGCCCAGCAAGUGUGCCUGUAUUAAAUCAAAAGAUGUGUGUAUAUAGUUCAUUGCUGUUGUGGUUUAAGCCCAGCCAGCGGGAUGGGGAGGAGAAAAUAUAACAAAAGGCUUGUGGGUCAACACAAAGGCAGGGAGGGAUCACUCACCAAUUCUGGUCACAGGCAAAACCAGACCCAACUUGGGGG